CCCAACAUGCCUUCCAUAGGCCCGAGUGAUUCCGGUUAUGCAUAAUCAUACAUAUUGUACAAGUAAUGUUCCUAUUCAUACGACAGAGAAGUUAAGGGAAGGCCUAGUAUAAGUAUGUGCUCUACCCAAUAGGGUGCAUUUAAUGGACUUCAACUAAGCAUUUUUUUGGUAGUUCCUACUGAAGUGCAGUUGUCACUUAGGCCUUACCUUAGCAAGACCUAUGGGCCUACUGCCCAUCGUCAGGAAUGUCAAUGUGUGGUGAAUUCUGUUUAAGCAAAAUAAGGCAGAAAAUACUUAUUUGAUGGCAAAUGAUUAUUUUUCUAUGGAAUUCAAAUAUAAAAACGCUCACAUAGUGAAGACCAGGGAAAGCUAUGUAUCAUGGUUUGGGAAUGUUGCCCAGCUUUUACUUCAAUAUAUCUGUGGACACUUUCUUAAUGCUGGAUACCUGACACGUCUAAAAAUGGAAUAAUAUCUUUUCCUUUUCACUCAUCAUUGUGGGAUGUUCGGAGAAGCGCUCACAAAUAUUUUGGAAUUAAUAAGCUUAUGUUGUAACCAUGGAUUUUGAUUUUGGAGUUAAUUAGCUAAGGCCGUUACCAUGGAUUUUGACCUCAAUGAUGAUUAUAUAGAUCUUUCUGUUGGCGAAAGCCACCACACCCAAACCAGCCACUGGGUGCCCCCCUCGGACCACUGGGAUGCCAGUAAUGGUCUGCCCUAUGGCUGGGAGGAAGCGACAGACAAGGGUGGCAAACCCUAUUACAUAAAUCAUGUGACCCGCAUAACGACCAUCGAUGAUCCUAGGGACGAGGGUGAGAACGUUGAGACGCCACAGCCGCGGGAAGUCGAGCUAACCCGAGAUCCUCAACUAGGCUUCGGAUUUGUUGCCGGAAGUGAAAAGCCGGUCAUUGUCCGUUUUGUCACAGAAAGUGGUCCUAGCGAAGAAAAGCUCCUUCCCGGUGAUCAGAUCUGCGAGAUAAAUGGCGAGGAUGUGAAAAAGGCACCGCGGGAAUACGUGAUUGAUCUCAUACGAUCUUGCAAAGAGUCCAUCAACCUGACAGUGUGCCAACCUUUUGCUGACAAUUCCAACAGAAAAUCUGCCAUUCUGACAGCCGCCAAGAAAGCCAAGUUAAAGUCCAACCCCUCCAGAGUCCGAUUUGCCGAAUCCGUCACGGUUAACGGUGACAAGAUCCUCACUCAUCCGUCCAACAACGAGAGUUAUGUCCCAUUUAUGCCAAAUGUCCUCAAGGUUUUCUUAGAAAACGGACAAACCAAGUCUUUCAAGUAUGAUAGUAAAACAACUGUUAAGGAUGUGCUGUACUCUCUCCAAGAGAAACUGAGUAUUGUGUGUAUUGAGCAUUUUGCACUGGUGCUACAAGACAUGAGGUCGCCCUCUCACGGCAAGAUGAACAUUCUCAAGGAGGAUGAGACAUUAUCAGAGAUUGCGUCACGUCCUGGUGCCCAGCAUUUCAAAUGUCUGUUCAGGGUGGCGUUCGUUCCAAAGGACGCCUACGACCUGGUUAACAAGGACACAACAGGAUUUGAAUAUUUCUACCGACAGUGUUGCAAUGAUGUAGUCCACGAACGCUUUGCCUCGGAAUUGAAAUAUGACGUCGCACUUCGACUUGCGGCUCUUCAUAUACAGCAGCACGCGCUUAGUAAAAACAUUACGGGGAAAUUAUCGAUUAAAAGCAUCGAAAAAGACUGUGGCCUGGAUAAGUUCGUCUCGCACUCUCUAAUCGAGAGCAUGAAGGGAAAAGAUCUCCGCAAGAUGAUUGGCCAUUACGUCAAAAUGAACCACAACCUCGCCCCAGGACAAAAACAGUUGACUGAACUACAGGCCAAACUGCACUAUAUGAAGAUAGUCGGAGAGCUAAGGAGUUUUGGAGGACGGUGCUUUAUGGUCACAUUGGUGGAGAGAAAAACUGAAGCGAUGGUGCUAGUCGGGCCGAAGUGUGGAAUAAGUGUCGUGACCAGUAUUAAAACAAACGCUAUCAGGGAGGUGUUAUAUUCUGACUUUCUGCAUGGUUUGGCAUUGAUAGCUCAGUUUGAAGAUAUCGACAGCAUCGUGAUAAGUAAAGAGAGUGAUUCUAUGCAACAGGUGCAGAUUACACUAGACGAGUCACAAAAUCAGCGACAGACAACUCUGUUGAUGAUGAACACAGACAUUCAGGAUUUCAUGGCGCUCGUGGAAGGAUAUUAUAAGCUCUUUGCCGACAAAAAUAGGAAUAUAUUCGUGGUCGUCCCGGGAAGUUUUGAUUCAAUGCAGAAGGAACACAUUCCACCCUACCACGCUAAGCAUAACGUCAUCCCGGACAAAUGGAGUUACGUGACUGACGACGACGCGCACAUCGUCAACCCAGACGCGGAGGAAAAUGGCGUUGGGAAGGAAAACGAUAGGUUAAUCGACUUAUCAAAGGGGCCACCAGAUUACCAUGAUAAUCUGGAUUACAUAUCAAAGAUUAAGGAAGAAUUAGGAAUUAAGGGCGAACAGUUCAAAUUAGGCAUCUCAACUCGUUCCGUUCACCUUGAGGUCACCGACGCCAUUACGUGCGGCGUAGGAAUCGUGACGACAGGUGUCCUCAACGCCAAUUCUCCGCCAUGUGACCAAAACAAGGACAAUCUUGCCAAUGAGAUUAUGGCUGCCGUCAAUAAUUAUGACAACGCCCAAAAACAUCGAACAAUCGUGGCACAAGAAAUAAACAAUAGUGAAAAAACUGAUUCAAAUACUGACAACGAUUCAAUGAGUAGCUCAUCAACUUUGCAUCGUCUUCAAAACGAGGCCAGAAGUAUUGAAAGUGACGUCAGAACUGACUUCACCGAUGUCAAUGGUUUUAAUUACAAAGACAAUCAUAAGGAGUAUAAAAAUCAUCUUGAUAGCCGGGAUGAUAUUUCUGAUACGGAGUCUGAGACUGCUAGUGAGCUGAUGGAUGGGGAGAGUGAUCCGCUACUGCAGCCGGACAAAGAGACGUACAUGUAUCGUUUAGAUGCUAAGGACCUGACGUCAGUCCCUGGCUACCUGCACUCGGAAAGUGAUGACACGGACAGUUACAGUACGCCGACGGACAGCCCGUCUAAGAAACGAUUGGAGUCUUUGAAUUUGGCGCCCACAUCCUUGAACCCUCUACAUGCUGAUCUUCAACGUCCCCACAGCUUUGGCCUUCACAGUCCUGACCAACUUCCACGAACAGAGCGGGACUUCAAGAAGAUUGCGGCCAGCUUUGGUCUCCACAGCCCGGAUCAACUUGACCAGCUGGAUGAUACAUUCAAGAAGAAGGUUAUAUCAGAAGGAGGGCUCUACGUGGAGGCUGAUCUCAUUGAUCUGACCUUAAUCCCACCCCCGAAGACACCGGACCAGGAGCGUCUCAUUGACUUCACCGAGGCAGCCAGUAUUCCACCUCCGGGGUUCACGGAUGAAGAGGAAGCUACAAAGGAAGAGGUGUUGGUGGCGACAUCUAUGGGCGAAGUAGCUGCUGCGCGGGAACCGGAGAAAGAACCAGGGGACAGCGAAACCGAUUCUGGGAACGAGACUAUCUCAUCAGAAAAUAUCGAACUAUCCGGCACAAUCAACGAUUUCUUAUCAGGGCAGUCGGAAGUGUCAUUAUCCUUGCAACCGAAACCUCAACCAGAGACAGAUAUCGAUGCGUUAAUUGCCAAACUGACGGUCCCUCCACCGCCUAAGGAUAUUUCUUUGAUAACAUUGGAGGACGUUUCACCGGAGGAACGUUCGUUUGAAACAAGUAGUACGGUUGUUUCGAAUAGUUUAGACAUGGAGGUAUUGGAGGUUGGGGACAUGAGGUCUUUGGACGAUGAGAUUGCUUCGUUGGUUAUACCUCCGCCUCCGAGUUCAAGUGAUGAGGUUACAGGCGGAGUCGAUAACGCAUUGACGAUGAGUUCAUCGAGUAGUGGGGCUGGGUCUCCACUCAACACUGUCUUUGUGGUGACUUCUGUUCCUGGAAGUGCGUCCCGAUCUUCCUCUGGCGGGCCAGGGUCUCCGGUCUCGAAAUCUGUUGUAAGGGAACCGUUCAUAAGGCAAGCUUCAUCAGAAAGUGAUUCGACUGCACGAAGUCCUGUGAAAAAAACCGUUGAGGAUUAUAAGAAGUUGUUUUCAAAAGAGGAUGCAAGGACGUUUUCACAUUCUGAUCAUGAACUUAAGAGGGAUAUUGAUAAAAACCUUGUGAAGGCUCACAGUGAUACAAGUUUACUGCAGGAAAUCGAGAGUGAUAUUGGACGCAGUUUAACAGACCGCCCCCCUCCGCCAUUGAGGACAUCCUCGGUGGCCUCUGGUCUCGAUAACGAAAAAAAGGUGGUCAUUGUAAACAAGCCUGUUCCGGAUAAAGAAGUUGUGAUAAUUGACAAAACAGGGCCUAUGUCGUACGCUGACAACUGGGUGCAACAGGUCCAGAGUAGCCGGGAGGCUGCAAGUGAGACUUUGCCGUAUAAACAUGGCUCUGGGAGUGGCGGUUCAGCUGUAACAAGAAGGGCGUCUCUCCGGGAUGAACGCGCACACCCGAUCAUCGUCGAUUCAAAGAGACCAUCUUCCCUUGACCGUGUGGUUCAAAAACGAUCAGAUGGAUUACCGCCUAAGUUGACCUUCAUCCAAAGGUCAAGUUCAUUUCAAACCGGUGGGAAGCAUCGUACUUUGAUGUCGCAACAGGUCAUGCCAACUUCCGGUAAACUUGAUCUUGCCAAGUACACUUGUGAUAAAACGAAUCAGGAUAGCACCAAAGAUACCUCAGAAACCGAAAUUCCCAAACCGCUGAAAAGUAUUCUUAUCAAACGGACAGACUCGAUGAGUUCCGUGAACAGUGAUCCAGAAAAACCUAUCCCUAAGCCUCGCGUGAAACGGAGUGCGUCUCUAAACAGUCCGAAGCGCCGUUCCUCCUUCCCGCUCUCAGUACUACCUCAGGGUUGUUCGGAUGCGGAGAAAGUUUUAUUACGUGCUCAAAGCUCUGAUAAGAUAACCAGCCAGCCGCUGAAGUCCUCCUUUGGACAGAGGAUCAGUCGGCACAGUCCCUCGUCAGAUGCUCUUACCGUUACACCACCUACCUCCCUGACCCAGAACCAGCCAAAGGAUCAACCCGGUCACAAGCGGAGCAGCUCCUUGGACGUGCAGAGGUCGCUCAGUCCUCCUGCUGUUAGAGACGGACAUACAGCCUCACCUAGAGGGAGUUUGGGGAGUGUCCCGCAGAUUCGAAAUGCUCUGAAACCCGUUGGUUCAUCCGCUUCUUCGCAGCCACGAGAUUCCAUGAAGAAGCCCGGCCCCAUGAGAGUAAUACGACACUCUCUCACCCCGAGUGAGUCCGAUAGCAUCAGUGAAAACAACCGUGAUGUCUCCACAACGGAUAGUCGUUCCUCGUCUCGAAUGUCCCAGAGCACCUCCAGCGCCGUCUCGUCACCGCGAGAAAGCCCCCAACUCCGUCUUGCACAGUCCAAUCAAGGUUCUUCCACGUCGCUCAACGCAGAAAUACCAGAAACAAAUUUGAAUCGGACAAUCGAUUCCGCAUCUCUCAGUAAUCUCACUGGCGGUUUAAACAUUCCAAAUUUGUCCCAAUCGCAAAUGAGUCGCUCUUUGGACUUUUCAAAUUCAUCGGAUAAUACGUCGUCCAAUCAGACACUGCCAUUUCUCAAAUUGAAAACGAACCCGUUAGUUAGGGAGAUUCUCGAUCGUAACUACGAGGGCGAUGAAAGUUUCGAUCAGGCGAAUCAGGACGUUGAUUCAUUGGUGUUGGAAAUCGAUGCAACCUUAGGGAACGUGCGGCCACUUUCUAAACCUCAGCCGGAGCAGUUCAAAUUCUUCAAGGAGUCGCUUGUUUUUGAAUCGAGACAAUUCGUGACUGACUCGAAACUGCUUGUGUCGAGCACCACGCAAACACGAGAGAAGUUAGUCGAGAAUGUUAACUCUAGCAUGCACACCUUGACUAAGAUUGUCAACUAUGCGCAAGCUACAGUUAACGUCAUGACAAACGCACAACACAUCGAACUUCUUGGUCAGCGAAUACGUGAAGUUAUGGAGGCGUAUCGCGCAACCUUAAACGCGGCGGAUAUGGCGGUCGGGAAAACUAUGAGUGAUCCGGGUAUGAAGGUUCUGAUGAGGCAGGCGACUAGUUUAGCCGGCGUUCUAAGUUCGUUGAUGAAAAGUUUAAAGGGGUUAGACGAUCGAUGAUUUGUCGUCAUAAAGACGUUUCAGCUUGUGAUAUUCAGAGACGUUCUCCGUUUUCCAAAAUCCCUUAAUUUUCCAUCAUGUCAUGUAUCUUUUCGGUAUUCGUUUCAGAACACCAAAGUGUUAACAUACAUUGUAUGGUUAAAGAAUAUGAACACUCCCAUUCACGGGUAGGGAGAGAGGUGUAAUGGGAACACUCCCAUUCCAAGGGUAGGGGGAGUGGUGAAGAGAUUUUUAGGACGGCAUCACUUUCGAUGUUCAGGUAUAAAAAAGUUGUAGGUUUGAUUUUAAGAGAAACUCGGGAACUCAAGUUAAAGUGGUCUUCCCCUGAGAACUUUCCCUCUCUGGACUGAUUGUGGGCAUCGUCAUACAAAAAAACUGAAGUGUAGCUGCAGAUAUUUCAAGGGAUACAUGUAUAUCCACAUCCAUCCCCUGAGAACAUUCCCUCACUGUACUGAUUGUGGGUGUCAUCAUACAAAAAAACCGAAGUGUAGCUGCAGAUAUUUCAAGGGAUACAUGUAUAUCCACAUCCAUCCCCUGAGAACAUCCCCUCACUGUACUGAUUGUGGGUGUCAUCAUACAAAAAAAAAGAUGUAGGUAUUUCAAGGGAUAUAUAAUUAUAUCCACAUCCAUAUUUGUGCCACAAUUUGCACUUUGACCACAGGCAUUGGAGGUGUUCAUUAAAAUAACAUAUUCAUAAUUAUUCAGUUGAACUCUUGGCUUAUUUCCACUGCCUAUGGAAAUCGAGUAUCAAAUUGAAAAACACAACAAGAAAUGCCUAUAUGCAGAGAGGCCUUGUCUCUUUUUGAUCACAUAACAGGCCACAAAAGUGGAUUUUGAAUGUGAUUUUAAAGCGGGGAAGACCACUUUCAUGAUCUCAGUUGGGCUAUUUAUUUGACAAAAUCAUGUACGCUCUGUGAUAAUGAUGCUAUUGUUGUGUGUAUGAAUAUGCUAAAUUUAUUUCAAAUAUUAUUUCUUAACAAAUUACAGUCUCCUAUGCUAGUUUUACCACACUGAAUACGGCCUGUAACCAUGAGGCAGUAGCUGGAAGUAACAUACCAAAAUACAAGUGUGUCUGAGAAAUAGUAAAUGAGUUUGACCGCUUUAUAAAAGACUAGGCUAUUGAGAGAAAACUGCAGAAAAUUAAUGUGUCAUUAUCUAAUGGUACCUCAGAAAGUGCUGAUCAGACACUAAUGGUACCUGGUACCAGCAGAAACUGUCAAUGAUUAAUGUGUUUUCUCAAAAUAGCAUUGUCCUUUCAGGUUUAUAAGGUUUCUAAGUACAAAUGGAUAACUUCUUUUAAAUAAUCUAAAUGACAUUGUACUCCCAAAGUUCAGGAAUAUAUGCUAGUCAUCUGAUGAUAACCAAAUGAAGUAUUUAUGCCAUAAUUGUACAUCUGUUAUUUUGAUCUGAUCAAACUAACUUUGACUUAAUGAUUUCACAGAAAUAGAUGAUUUGGCACGGAAGAGUAUAAGAUGGAAAUUGUGGACUUGAAUGGAGGAAUAUUGGAGGAAACGUUUCCCUUAUGGAGUGAAUGCAACGUGUGAUAUCCUUUUUUUCCCAAAUUUUAUUCUUGUGUUCAGCAGAAAGCUGUGAUGUUUAAUUAUGGUUGCAACUCUUCUUUUAGUCAAGUCUCCAGCUGUUUGUAGAUGGCCAGUAAUAACCCCAAUCGGUUAGGAGAUGUGGGGGGGGGGGAAUAUAAAACAAAAUUGAGGUUGAAUGAGACCUUCCAGGUACUUUCCAAGUUUUGUACACUGUACCCAUGUAUUUCAGCUGGGCACCAGGCCCUUGAGCCUCUUGUUAGUCUUUGCUCUGCUCAAAAUUGAGAAGAGCAAGUUUGGGUUAAAAUUGUAAGCAUAUCCUGCUGGCUUGUUCAUGCACUGGUCAAUUUGAACCUUGCCCCCCUCCUCAAGCUGGUCUGAUGGUGGAUCUUGCCAAAUAUUCCUAAUCUAAGCUCUGGUCUUUAUUUAACGUAACUGCUAAAAGUGAAUCUUGAAGAAAUGUUUGGCUUCAGAAAGUGAAUUAUACAUUGAAUGUUUGCAAAACAGUAUGUAUGUCGAAUCUUGUGUUAAUCUUCUUCACCUAAUAUUCAUAUGCAAAGGUGAAACACAGCUACAUUCUUGAGGAGGGGCAGGACACAGUUUCCAUUGACUGUUGCAUAAAUCUAAAGAAAUGACUUGAGGGAUGGAGCAAUCUGCCUAGUGUUGGACUAGGACGGCUAUUUCCUUUUCUGACUUAAGCUGGAGGGGCCUCCUUUUUAUAUGGCUAUAUCACUCUUCAGAUGCCUGAUCCAACUCUGUGGUUAUGCACGACUUAUACAGGAUAAUAAUAUAUUAAAUGUACAUGUAAUAGCUAUAAUCAAAAGAAACUGUUUUUGAUGCUUGUAUAUAAGAUAUUUGAUGUAUGUUUGUUUUAUCAUGUCAAACUCUUUAACACUUUUGAAUUGGAGGAAGGUGAAUUGACAGGCAGGCAAGGAUCUCAUAUUGGCGAAUUACACUUAAAACUCAGCCUCUUCAACGUUUUUAAGGGCAAGCCUGACCACUAAUGGUGUCUGUCAUUAAUGGGUCUCCCUUUAAGGGCAAGAUUGCUGUCUACUAGUGUCUGUCAUUAAUGGGUCUCCCUUUAAGGGCAAGAUUGCUGUCUACUAGUGUCUGUCAUUAAUCGGUCUCCCUUUAAGGGCAAGCCUGCUAUCUCUACUGUUUCUGUGCAAAUCAUUCUCUGUAUGAUGAACAAGGAAAGUUAUUGUUGUACAGUUUGUAGGGGGAAUGGUCUUUUUGGGGACACCGGGAUUGCUCAAAAAUGACAAUCGGGAUUCGGGAUAAAGAAGAAAUUGACGAGGAAUCGGAUAAAAGUGCGAUUGGGAAAAGAUAUUUCCAAAGUAUGACGAACAGAAUUCCGGUUUUUCCCUUGAAUAUCUUAUCCAGAUCACCAAAAUGCUAUCCAAAAAAGUCUGGAUAUGGCAUUGUUUAUAACCGGAUGUCAGGACAGGUACCCCCUUUUCUCCCUCUUUAUAUUUACAAGCCUUGACUAAACUGAUCAAGGCUAUUUAAUGACUAAUCAAAAGAAGAAAAUAAAAUCAUGAUUAUAUUAAA
Molecule: messenger RNA, 9249 nt
Organism: Lineus longissimus
Lineage: Eukaryota; Metazoa; Nemertea; Pilidiophora; Heteronemertea; Lineidae
Exons: 21
Coding region: 596-6160 (1854 amino acids)
Cellular component (GO): cytoskeleton
Molecular function (GO): protein binding
Source: RefSeq, a predicted model, not a curated record